Ceratosolen solmsi marchali is the source of this 1289-nucleotide messenger RNA. RefSeq names its product Dynactin 5, p25 subunit. Gene Ontology annotation, cellular component: dynactin complex. The transcript has 7 exons. Lineage: Eukaryota; Metazoa; Arthropoda; Insecta; Hymenoptera; Agaonidae. The record is from RefSeq and is a predicted model, not a curated record. Bases 256 to 1275 code for a protein of 339 amino acids.
AAAUUUCGCCCGCCAUAGUUCAAUUGAUUUGCACGGAAAUAGUACGAGAGUGAGAUGGACGUGUGAUUCAUGGGUCUUGAUUGUUUUUUACAUAUUAUCACCGAAGUCAUUGUUUUGAAGAAGCUCAAUAAGCCAUCGGAUACGGCACUUGGCAGAGCUUGGCAUCGUAAAAAUAAUAGUGGCGGUCAUAUUUAUUCAAACCCAUCUCUUAUUUAAAUUCCAUUCGCGCUUUCUAUACAUUUAAGUAAGCGCGAAAUGAAGUAUUAUUAUGCGAACGUUCAAACGUCAGUGUGGAUCGUAACUGUAUUAACAUGCUUACAGGGAUUUUUUCCGAUGACAAAAGCAAUGAUAUGCUAUAGGUGCACAGUUUUACCACCGCAGUACGUCGGAGAAGCGGAUCAACCCUGUUCGAAAUUCGACGGCAGUUCAAGAUUUUAUCACGACUGUCCAAUGUCAACAUUUUGUAUGAAACGAAUAAUUCAUUACCAAUUACCGAAUGGAACAAUAAUUACCACUGCUGAGCGAAAUUGUGCAUCUCAAAAAUACAUAUCUCAAGAUUACAAUAAUAACGAAAGGACGUGGCAUAGCAAAGAGUCAGUUGACACUCAAGCUUAUACAGCAGGUUGUUUUAAAGGAGAAAAUAGAGGCACACCAAAUGGACCAUCAGAAUAUUGUUAUUGUUCGUCCAAUUAUUGUAACAGAUCUUCAUCAAUUACUAAUGAUAAAAUGGAACCUCAAGAUAUUUAUUAUAACAAAAGUGAAUAUGUUGAAACGGCAUCUGGAAAUAAAGUUAGCAGACACACUGUCCUAUGUGGUUCACAGAAUAUUGUUUUACAUGGCAAAGUGAUUGUUCAAUCGCAUGCCAUUAUUCGAGGUGAUCUUGCUAAUGUUAAAACCGGACGAUAUUGCAUCAUUGGUAAAAAUGUUGUUAUUCGGCCACCUUUUAAAAGAUUUAGUAGAGGGACCGCGUUUUUCCCACUUCAAAUGGGCGAUCAUGUUUUUGUUGGGGAGCGUGCAAUUGUUAACGCUGCAGUAAUCGGAUCUUAUGUUUAUAUAGGAAAAAAUGCUGUCUUAGGUAGGCGAUGUGUAUUAAAAAGCUGUUGUUAUAUUGAAGACGAUGCAGUGGUUCCUCCAGAAACUGUUGUUCCUUCGUUUACCAGAUUUGCUGGUAACCCAGCUAAGUGUGUUGAAGAUCUACCAGAAUGUACUUUAGAUUUAAUGCUAGAUUUUACAAAAAAUUAUUAUCAACAUUUUCUACCAGCUAAAACAUCAUAAUAAUUAAAUUAAAA